GGCGAAGUGCUAUUUAAUAUUUCCGGUUUGAAAGCGAGAACAGGAAAGCCUCCUACAGAAGAAACACAUCUUUUUGAAAUUAGUGUUUUGCUUGAAAGAAUUGAUUUAUUUUAAUUUUCAAGCUCUUGCUGUAGCCAUAAGCAAACAAGACAUUUGAAGUCGAGAAGUUGAUCGUUUAUUGGAUCGGUUCAUGUGCCGUCGAAGGAAAUGUGAGUAGUGAUAAUGGUGAGACUGCCUUAUGUGUGAUGCAAGAGUUCAGGAAGUGAAACCUUUGCCACUUGCCAGAAUACAUGAAGCUAAUUCAAACACACUCAGCCUUGCCGGUCCUUCAGUCCUCAGCUUCUCUUGAAAAAUGAAUGCACCAAUAAGAAUGGUCCUCCUGGGAAAAACUGGGUCUGGUAAAAGCAGCCUGGCCAACACAAUAUUCAGAGACCAGCUGUUCACGACCAACCACACGAUCAACUCUGAAACAAGCCACUGCACAGCCGUCACCAGGUCCGUCGGUGGGAGAAACCUCACGGUCAUCGACACCCCGGGUUUCUUUGACACGGACCGGCCGGAGAAGGAGCUAGAGCCUGAGAUAGUGAGGUGCAUCACAGAGUGCGCUCCUGGGCCCCAUGUGUUUCUCAUUGUGCUCAAGGUGGAGAAAUUCACAGAGCACGAGAAGGCCGUUAUCGAGAAAAUCUGCACGCACUUCUCUGAAGACGCUCUUAAAUACGCCGUGGUGGUGUUCACUCAUGGCGACCAGCUGCCCGAUGGGACCCAGAUUGAGGAGUUCAUCGGGCGCAAUCAGCUGGUGAGUGAACUGGUGAAGAAGUGUGGCGGCCGCUGCCACGUCGUGGACAACAAGUACUGGAACAAUAAGCAACAGGAGGAAUACAGGAGCAACUCGUUCCAGAUGGAGAGGCUGCUUCAAACUAUUGACUCGCUGGUGACGGAAAACGAGGGCAAAUGCUACACCAAUGACCUGCUGCAGGCGGCCGAGGAAGAAAUAAAGAAAGAGGAGGAGAACAUUCGACUGGUCUCAGGAAACCUGCCGGAAGCAGAGAUCAGAGAACAGGCCAAGAGAAGGGUUGCUGGUAAACUCUUGAUCACAUGUACGGCCCUUGGCGUUGGCGUUUUGUUAGGGGCGAUUUUUGGUGUUGUGGUCAUGGUUGGAGCAGUUCUUACUGUUUUACAAGAAUCUUCAAAGCCAGUAAAGCUGAGGAAGGCAGUGGGCACAACAGUUGCAGCUUCAGCAGGGACUUUAUUAGGGGUAGGAGGAACGGCACUAGGGGGCGGUGUGGCACCAGCAGCGACGUGUUUGAGCCUUACAGCAGCAGUUGCUGAAACGGGAGCUGUUAAAGGGGCUUUAAUUGGAUACGAUGCGGCUGAAGGAGCAGAGACUCCAAAGGAAGCUGCACAGAAAACAGCAGAGGCUGUGAAGAAUGAGGCACAGGUUUGCUUAGAUACGGUAAACCAGGGCUGGAACAAAGUUAUACAACCAACAUGUGAAAAGUCAGAGGAGGAGAAGUUGUUACUUUGUGACAAACUUUACUGAGAUCUUCUUUCCUGACUGUGGAUUAUUCUGGUUAACAUUUAAAGUGUCCUCUGAACUUCCAACAUGAAUUUCUGUUGCAGGAAGAAACUGGACAGGAGGGAUGAUGUGUCAUUUAUUAAAUCUAACUAUAAAUUGUCAAACUAAUCUCAUUGGAAUAAAGCAUACAUAGAUGA
Molecule: messenger RNA, 1713 nt
Organism: Gambusia affinis (western mosquitofish)
Lineage: Eukaryota; Metazoa; Chordata; Actinopteri; Cyprinodontiformes; Poeciliidae
Product: GTPase IMAP family member 7-like
Exons: 2
Coding region: 353-1540 (395 amino acids)
Molecular function (GO): GTP binding
Source: RefSeq, a predicted model, not a curated record